UAUCGUGUCCGAAUAUUAAUGCGAGUCACUGUAUGUAUUCGUUGUCGCAGACAAUCGAGAAAUCAGUAACUGAUCGGUUUGUGGAUUAAAUCGUUCGAACAAUACCAGCGUGAGAAAAAUGUGGGGCGGUCGUUUCAACAAAAGCAUCGAUCUAGAAUUUCGUGAUCUGAAUGCAUCGAUCGAUAUGGACAAGCGUUUGUACGCCGAAGAUAUACAGGGAAGCGUUGCUUACGCGAGAGCGAUACACAAAGGUAAUCUUCUCACGGACGAAGAACUGCGAGCCAUAAUCGAAGGCCUAAAGAAGGUGAAAGCUGAAUGGGAAAAAGGUGAUUUCGUCGUACACGCUCAGGACGAGGACAUCCACAGUGCAAAUGAGCGUCGCCUUUCGGUAUAUCAGUAACAGAAUCCAGAUUUUAUGUUUUCAGUAUUCUUUUCCUCCUUUCUACAGGGUGUCCCGAAAAUGUCUCGCAAUCCGGAAAUAGGAGGUUCCCGAGGUCA
This is a messenger RNA of Megalopta genalis, 498 nucleotides long. Lineage: Eukaryota; Metazoa; Arthropoda; Insecta; Hymenoptera; Halictidae. The record is from RefSeq and is a predicted model, not a curated record.